AUGGACCUCUACUGGCACAACCUCACUUACCUGAUCUGGCAAGGCACCACUGUCUCCAUCCAACUGCUAGAACAAUGGCUGAGCGGACAACAGUCCUUGAAAAGGCCGUCAAAGCUCAGCCAUAUGAUCCAGACAUGGAACCACUUCCAACUCUCAUACCUAGCGACCGGCCGAUCCCUAGAUUACCAGUUCAUAACGCAUAUCGCUGCUCAGAAAGCGAUUCCGUUAUACAGCUCGGAGUCCUAUAAGCGUACAAGAACGCUGUUAAAAGAAGCAUCUAAAAUGAACGAGGAGCCGUCUAAGAAGAUGCCCUGGCACAGCAACCACUGGAUUAAACCUAUUACAACCCGUCAAGUGCCAACGAUUAUUCCUAUUUGGGUCUCACAAUGCGAACUUUAUCGUGACACCCGAGUAAGUCGCGCGGUGGAUACGGCAGUCGCAGCACUUGGGCAAAACAGAGUUGAUUCGAUCCCAGAUCAAUGCACCUCUCUCUGUGCGGACAGGAUUGCUGAGGUAGAGGAUCAGGUUGUGCCAGAUACCGAUGACAAGACGGAGCGCUCCCCGUGGCUUGAGGCUACUCGGUAG
This is a messenger RNA of Penicillium subrubescens, 585 nucleotides long. RefSeq lists its product as uncharacterized. Bases 1 to 585 code for a protein of 194 amino acids. Lineage: Eukaryota; Fungi; Ascomycota; Eurotiomycetes; Eurotiales; Aspergillaceae. The record is from RefSeq and is a predicted model, not a curated record. The transcript is spliced from 2 exons.